Podospora anserina S mat+ is the source of this 4341-nucleotide messenger RNA. RefSeq lists its product as uncharacterized. Lineage: Eukaryota; Fungi; Ascomycota; Sordariomycetes; Sordariales; Podosporaceae. The record is from RefSeq and is a predicted model, not a curated record. Bases 1 to 4341 code for a protein of 1446 amino acids. The transcript has 2 exons.
AUGGCAUCGACAACCACCUCCGCCGCCUUGGAUGUCAUCAGGGGGGCGAUGCUGGAUGCGGUCAAAGCAACCGACUUCACGCCGGAGGACCUCCAGAGAAUUUUCAAGGAGCUGGGCGCCAGUCACGAGAAGCUUAGAGCCAUCAUGAAUGUGUGGUUCGGACCCAACGGCGGCUUCAGGCCUACCUUUGUUGAAGAAAAAGGUCACCCAUUCUCUGGGCUUCAAGACGUGGAAAUACUGACCACCUCGGACCCCCCUUCGGUUCAAACACCUGACCGCAUGUUUGACCUUGAAACCGGCAAUCUGGUCCAUCGUCCAGCAAUUGGGGAGCGAGGCCAGUACUGCAUGCUCUCCCAUCGGUGGAAGGGAGCAGAAGUCUCGCUCGGCGACAUUACACGGGCGCGUGGAAAGUACCUGGAGCGUGCUAAGGCCGGGCUACAAGCAAUGGGAACCGCAUCUCAGAGGAGUGACGUGCAGAUGUUGCUAGAGCAGUGCCAUCUCGACAUCUCCGCGCAAGAGGCAGCAGUGAAGGAGCUGUAUCUCGCCACACAGUCGUCGGGCACUUUAGAGACGUUCAGUCUGGCCAAUCUGCUGGACCGGCGACUCAAGGGUAAAAGUGCCGAAGGCUACCUGAACUGGGCUAAGGGUGAGGAGCACAAGAAAAGGGCCGAACUCAGGUUUGCCGAGAUGGAGAGCAAGAUCUUCAGCAACCUCAUCAGCAGCACUCGCAGGGCCAUAGAUGAUGCGGGCGGUGGACGCUUGCAGAUGCCUCCUGUGGUUCAGGAGAAAAAAGAAGCUCUCGACAAGGCAAAGAAGCAGGUGGAGAUUGCCGAGAAGCAUUACACGGCCGCUGUUGGGGAGAUCGACUACUUCAAGAACCAUUUCAUGCUCCGAGAUGCUGUUGACGAGAUUGUACCGCUUUUGGAGAAGUGGAAAUCCGCCAUCAAGAUUGACCGGAGUGUCAAGAAGGCAGGCGAAAUCUUCAAGACAAAGCUCUUUCGGCGACGCGAGAAGUGCUACUUGUGGAACGACACCUGUUGCAUCAACAAGAUGGAUUUUGGCGAGCUGUCGCAGUCGCUUUCUCUCAUGGGCGAUUGGUACGCAGAUGCCGAAUUUACUCUUGUCCAGCUGGAUAACAAAGUGCUAGAGGAUGACGAGUGGGAUGCUUCAGGCACCGAUGCUGCACAGGACUGGCGUGAGUUCCAGAAGGAGCAUGGUGAACAGCCAGAGCCGUAUCUUAAGGAUCUGCCCCUCCGGGAAAGGAGCACAGUUCAAGGAUUCGAACACAUUGUGGAUUGGAAACCAGAAUGGUCAACCAGAGCAUGGACUCUCCAAGAGCUCGUCAUGAGCAAGACCACCUUCUACGUGAAUGCGGACUGGGCCACUAUCAGCCGCCCAGUUGAGAGCCUCGGUUAUCUCUAUCAUCUCGUUCCUUUCAUUGCUCUAUACACGCAACGAGACAAACAGAACUUCUUCGCCUUUGGCGACGGCACUCUAACCGCUGAAGUUCUUCGAGACCUGCUGGCCGGCUACGUUCCUGAUGAGAUGAAGUACAUUCAUGAGUGGACCGAGAAAGAGCACACAAGUCCGCCGAACCGGGAAACGGGGGGUGCUGGUGACGUGAUGAGCAAGGCAAAGAUAGAGACUGCUCAGAUCGAGAGGGCGCAUCUCCUGAUAAUGCUGCUUCACAACCUGGGCGUCCAAUUUCCAGGAGAUCUGGCGAUGGAGACAGCCACUUCACAGCUGGCGCAUGUGGUAUACAACGCAGCCGUGGACCUCGUCGAGGGCGGCGAGGAUGAUCCAAAAACUAUCCUUCUCGCCCGUCUUACGCAUCAUGUGCUGAAGAAAAAGGUGGAGAUUGGAGAAGAAGACGCUCUUAACGCCAUCAACUUCGUGCUUCGAUGUUUGGUUGACGAGACCCUACAGCUCGUCCUGGACGACAGGAAAUACGUGGCCAAGUUCAGCAAAGUGGAGAAGCUGGGCGACUGGCAGGACGGGAAGAAGCGGUGUGGCUUUUCUGCAGAAAACGUACUCGAGGCCUCUGGAUGUCGAAGGGCAACAGUCGCCAUUGACCGCGCUUAUGCUCUGAUGGGCGUCCUGGGCGUGCGGUUUCCUACCUUUCCUGCAGAAGGCUAUGCCACGGCACUGGCACGGCUGCUGGAUCAGGUUAUCAUCACCCACAAUGAUGUCUCAGUUUUCAACUGGACUGGAAUGGCCGCGGGGAGUCCCGUCCGCGGUCGUUCUUUAUACCCAUCUUCACAACAAGCUUAUGGCAACCAAAAGGACCAUGGCAAACAUUACAACCUCCAGCUCUCUCAGGUUACUCAGGGCAAGAUGGACGAGAUCAUGAAGACUUAUGGCGAAACCAUCUCCGUGCUGCGACGAGCUAUUGAUGCAGUCAAAGACAAGGAUCAAAAGGACAUUCCGUUUGACUGGAUUGUUGGAGUUAUUGGCGUGGUGCGGGGGUCCGACUUUCACCAGCUGAAGGAGCGUUUCAUCAGCGUUGGAAAGGUCGUGGCUUAUAUUCUCAAGCAUUGCGUGAAGAAGGUUGCUGAGAAGAGAGCGGUACCUGGAGAAGCCCCGGCCAGUGGCGGUGAUGGUACCGUCCUUGAGCGCAGGGGCACAGGGCUAACAGGAGGGCUCACCAAAGGCUUCUCAUUUUCAUCUCUUCCUAGCCCAACAAUGUCGCUGCCGAGCCCAUCUCUGUCGCUCCCGAGUCCGUCGCUGUCGAUAUCGGGAUUCAAGAUCGGCAUAGGAGGUUCAAAGAAGGAGGAGCCAGUUGUGGAGUCGCCCAAGAAAGCCUCCAGGCUCUCUUCGUUCACGAAGAAGUCUUCUUCUUUUGGUAUCGGCAGAGCGACACCGGACCUGGCUGCUGAGUCUGCCCCAUCGCCAAUUGUUGAAGCCCCUCCACCGGUACCACCAACACUUCAGGCCCUCACAAACGAGAAUGUCUUGUCAGAUGGCCCGUCAAGGCCAGAGUGGGUGCCCUAUGACUCUGAGGUCAAGGGGCACCUCGAGUAUCUCUCUGCGUCGGUGGAAGACAUACAAGAAAGAAAUCUUCAACCAAAGGAAUUGCCGAAGACCAUUCUCGAUGUUGACCACAAGUCAGUCCUUGCCGAGCUGGAUCAGCACUCGAAGAAGGCCGAUGUCAAGACUCGCCUCGGCUUCGGUUUCGACUUUGACGAGAGUAGCACGAUUUGCCCGAACCCCAUCAUCGUCAACAACUCCGGAAUAGAAAGUCUAUUCGAUAUUCAACGAGUCAUUGUCACCUUCAUGGAUUGCGAUCGGCUGCGAGCCCGGAUUGCCAAGGCUGUGACACCGAAGGACAGGAUUUCGGGUUGGUGCUCGAUCAGUACCGGAUUUGCCAGAGUGAUUUCGAGCUUCUCGUGUGAGAAGAGGCUGUUGGAGCAGGAGCUGAAUGCGGUGGAGGGGAUUGAAAGUCGGGUGUUGAAGGAGCAACACAAGAGCAAGGCGGAGAAGAGGUCGGCUCAAAUAGGAGCUGAGGUGGUGGCAUCUCCAAUCAGCCCCGCAAAUGGCGGGGAGACGUUGGAAAGGGGACAAGAGGAAAAGAAGGGCGACAGUUUGGUUGAUAUUGACAAGGAAACGGACGAGGAACGGUUGGUCAGUAGAAUGAUCGAGUUCAUUCAGGAGCCGCAACUGGAGUUGGUGGCAGGAGAAUGGGUGCUCGCUCGCUUCUCAGGAGUGCCGGGUGCCAAGUGGUUUCUUUGCCAUCUCGAGCUGGGCUCCGCUCGCGGCAAAUUCUAUGGACACCGCAUCCCCACCGGUGAGAUUGAUUUUACCAAUUCUACGCCAGAGCCCGGUUUAGUGAAAGCGUGGCAAGUCUACAUGGAGCGCAAGAAGAGCAAGAUGUGCCACCUUCUUGAGCGCUAUCUUAAGAGCCGGGAGAACGCAAAACAUGGAGAGGCCAAGCUCAAGCAGGCGAAGAAGACUCUCGCCGACGUAGCUGCUGGGGUUAUGCCAGAGGGACACAGUAUGGACGACGACGACGAAGAAGGGACUGUCGUCGACAAAGACAGCGAGUCUGAAGAUGAGGAAUCAACUCUCUUCGAUGCUGAUGAAAAGGACGAGGAAGGUGGUUCGUCAUGGAGAAAGUUCAAGGAACAGAGCAAGGAGGCCGCCAGGGAGCUGGGAGAGUUCACGGUGUUUUUGGCGCAAGAGAAGUUUUGGUUGUGGAGGGCAGAGAGGCUUGAGCGAAAAUUGAGCACGGCGGUGUUGAAGAGAACACCGGCAAUCCUAAGGACGGCUGUGGAGAAUGUGAGUGACAACAAGGGGUUGUUGCCGGGAAUGUAUCAUUCCGCUGUGGGGGUGCAUAUGUUUUAG